This is a messenger RNA of Hevea brasiliensis (rubber tree), 3256 nucleotides long. RefSeq lists its product as uncharacterized. The record is from RefSeq and is a predicted model, not a curated record. Bases 879 to 2570 code for a protein of 563 amino acids. The transcript is spliced from 2 exons. NCBI's taxonomy places the organism in Eukaryota, Viridiplantae, Streptophyta, Magnoliopsida, Malpighiales, Euphorbiaceae.
UUAACAUACCUGAACAGGAAGAUUAGAGUGCUUGAAAUUUAGGAGCUCUUGUGAAGGUGAAGAAAUGAAUUUAACCUGCUAAAUCGCAUUUUUGAAGGUGAAGACACAAGAAUAUCUUGUCUGGUAACUCUUUGCUUUUUGUGAUUGUGUUUCUUGAGUUCUUUUCUUGAAAGCCUGGACGAAGGAAAGGGAAUAUUUGUUAGAUUUUCACCUUCUCAUGUACGUUGCUUCUCUUUGGGGCAUAUUUUGGUGUAGAAAACUAGAGAGAGGAAGACUUAAACUCUUUUCAAGUUUUUACCAUUUGUUCAAAAUGUCCAGUAUCAGUAGUAAAUAAGCCCGGGAAGCCUGAUGUGUAUUUCGUAAAUGCCAUACCUUAAAGGAUGGUGAUUCGAUAGCACAUCUCUCUUGAUUGUUAGUUUCUGGGUUGAGCAUCAGUAAUCUGGUCUACUUGACUGCAAAUGAAUCACGCGGAUGGAGUCGUAUAUGUGGCUAUAAGCUGAGAUUCAGGCAAAGUAUAUACUUGGAAUGCCUCGAGGAUCCAGGCAAUAGCUAUCCUUCCCCAGCACAUAGAACAUCAUACAGUCCUUCCCUACAUUAUCAGAACGAGAUAGAAACUAGAGAUGCUAGACCCAUCAGACAAGGAAAGUCUGUCUAAAGAAUCCCAAUUUUCUCCCAAGGCUUGCUUUUUAGAGAGGCAAACAGGUAAAAGUGGGGAUUGUGAAUUUGAAGAAAGCAAUGAUAAAGUCCCAAAAGCUUUCCAAGGUAUCAAAUGGGAACUUAUUAAUACCGUAUGAUCUUCCAAUAAGAAUUAAGCAACAACUCAACCACCCACAUCCCCUUUCUUUGUUAAACUUUAGUUAUCUUUUCCCUCGUAAUCUAUGGCAGACCAGAGGCCAUUUGGUCGCUUUCGACUGCCUUGGCUAUCAGCACCCACUACUCGUCCUGCUGCUGAACCCCAACCCCCUCCCCCUCGUCCUUCAGUUGAAAUAAUUCAAGCCCCUGCCCAGCCGACAACCACCAUCCCUGCUCAGCGUCCUCCGUUUCGACCUGCAGGGAUAGCCCCAGUAUUGUCUCUUCCACCCCAGCCUCAGGCACCAAAAAGAACUGAACCUCAACCACCAUCGCCACCUCGUGCAACCAUUGAAUCCCGAUUGCCAGCUUCACCAUCUCGUGCAAGAACUCAAACACGAGCUGCCUCUGUGCCUCCAUCACCAUCUCGGGUUACCUCACAGCCAGUAUCGCCAUCUCGUGCAACAACUGAAGCUCCUGCUGCCUCUCAAACUCGGUCGCCACCUCUUGCAGCUCCACAGCCAAGAGCAGCAUCUGUGCCACCAUCUCCAACUCGAACCUCGUCUCAGCCCCAACCAACUGUACAAACAGUCCCACAACGACCUCUUUUUGCCCCACGACUUCCAGGCCAAGCAUCUUCACAACCCUCCUCUCCAACUAGGAGGGCCACUCAAGUGCAACCAACAGUUUCUCAGCCCCCCUCGCCACCAAAGAAAUUACAACCCACUGUACAGGAAACCUUGCAGCCUCGAGCCAUCUCUAUUCAACCACCACCAUCAGCCUCUCAACAAGAAGAACCAAAGCCUGCAGUGUCGUUGCCUUUGUCACAAGCAGCGAAGGAAACUGAAGAAGGCAAAGUAGAGCUGGAAAAGCCUAAAAGAGAGGAAAAGACAAAUGGUCCAGCUAAAGAAGAAUCGUUGAAGAGCGCAAUUUCCGAACUCCUUACUGCAUCUGGGGCAGGAGCACGACCCGAAGAGCUAUUGAGUGCGGCAUUUCAUUCCCAACAGAAGCCGCAGGAGAAGGAAGAUAAGAAGACAAACAUUAGCCCCAGUCGUGAAAUCAAAACUGUGAGCUCAACUCAACCUAAGGACAGGAAUAAAUUAUCUGAAUCUCAUCAAAAGACUGGCAUGGCCAAUGGGGAACAAGUUUCAUUUCACAAAGGAGUUAGGGACGAUAUUUUCAAGUUCGUUCAUAAGCUGGGCGUAGGACAACUAAAGUAUCCAAUGGAUGAAAAGCCAGCUAGCAUUGUGACAAUAGCUGGAGAAAACAGAGGAGCAUCUAUGCAUGUGGGUUCAGAACCAGCAAGAAAGGAUGGGUCCUUACAUAUUCACCGGGGUUAUAAAAUCAACCCAGAUGAUAGCACUGGAACAACCACCGAUGGAGAAGGAAGCACAAAAGGAAGGCCAAAAACUCCAACCAGAGAACAUCCAGUUAAAAAGGCAUAUGUCAACAGUAAUACACAGGCUAUCAAUAACUCGAUGUUAUUUGAAAGUUCAGUGAAUGAGAGAAACCCUGGUAUUCAGCUGGUUCUCUCCCAUAACCUAGCAGAAUCCAUCAAUCCAAGUGCUAAACCAGAGCCUAUGGAGACACAUAAGGCUGAAUUCAAUGUCACCCCUGCUCAGAAGCUUACUUAUGAGCCCACAAUACGACGAAGAUGCUUAAGAGGGCUUUUCUUGGAACCCAGUGACUCAGAUCCUGAUAAUCCUGAAAAGCCUCGAAGACAUGGUUGCCGCUAUAGCUGUGCAGAGAAGGGCAAAGAUAAAGACAUAGGAGUUCUUUGAGCUAGCAAAUCACAAUUUCACAGCAUAUACCCACCUGCAGAAACGCAGUUAUUGUGUUCAUGCUUGCUUUCAAGGUUUAGUGCACAGAUUACUAAGAUACAUCUGCGACAACAGUAAAAUUCUGUCAUGAAGUAGAUCUCAGGUCUGGAACUACAUUUUAUUAAAAUAAAUAUAAGUUGCAAACUCAUGUAGAUGUGACGUGCAUGCACUAGCAGAGAUGAUGACAGAAGGCAACGCUUUAAGUGCUUCCUUUAAAGAAAAUAUAUACAACAAAAUUUCAGGGAAGACUAAUGGGAAUUUGGCCCGAGAUGGUCGUGAAUUUGUAGUCAUUCACAAGCUGGUUUAGUGUCAAAGCUACUCAAGCAGAUAGCAAAGGCUUGGAAUGCAGACAGUGGGUAGCGAUAGUCCAUGGUGAAGAUGUCUUUCCCAAUCUUUCCAAAUUGUAGAAUAACUUUUUCCUGUUCUUCCGCUGGCACAUUUUGGCCAAGCUCCACAGCUGCCACCAGCUGGAAAUUCUUAACAGAGGCCACAGUGACGCGUCCUUUGAAAUUUAGACACCAGCACUGCAGCUGCUCAUGCCAUCUUGGUGCUUUAUUUUUCAAAACCAAGGGAUCUUUUCUGCUGCAAAUUUGUUCAUUUGACUGAGCAAGGCUAGUUGAGCUGAAUUCAAUAAGUGAAUCCUUUGA